AUGGACUCCGAACUUCCUGCUGUGAAUACUGCGCAACUUGAAACUCCUGUUUUCCAUAGAGAUCAUAAUGAACCUCUAUCUAGUCAACAGUCUGUUACUAACAGAUGUAGUACAUCUCGGAGUUUCGACCAAAACUUUGCACAGCACCCAUCUGUGGAAGUUCCUUUAGGAACCCCCAUCCGACCUAUGCCCUAUGCUGAACCUUGUACAAUUAUUACAGAUGUUAAUCAUAAUGACAAUACUUACCACACAUUGCAGACUCCGCAGCAAGUGUCUUCUCAAAAAUCAACUCCUUCAAACCAGCAUUCAUCAACAACUUUGUCAUGGGAAAUACCUCUGUUCACGCCGCAGUCGGCGACUGCCACUCAGGCUGGCAGUUCAAGUACAGAGCCUCCGACUGAUUUUUCAUCUGAGAAUAUGGCAAAACGAGUUAUUCCAACGAACAAUGACUCGCAAACCGAGAUAGCUGCAAAACUUGCACGCGUUCAAGAACAACUUGAAGCUGCUUCGUCCAAGGACGACCAAAAUGAACAUUGCGAGAGGCAAGAAAUCGAAACAGUUGUUAAAGAGCACUUGGAUGCUUUCCAAGAAUCGGGCGUUGUCAGCACACAGGCCUUCCAGAAGGAUGAUAUUAUCAUGGACUACCAUGGGGUUGCUGUGACAGAUAAAACAUAUCAAGAUUUGAUAAGGAACCGUUCUGUUCCGACUGAAUUUGUGCUGGAAAUUGGCGCGCCUGUGAAGCGUUUCAUCGAUGCUUCUUCAGAAGUGUGUGUUGAACAUCCAACCAACCGCUGUCUUGGUCGCCUGGCUAAUCACAGCACACUAAACUCCAAGAAGAAUUUGGAUGCGAAUAUGAAGAUCAUAGAAGUUGUUCUUAAUGCCUUCGAUCCGCCAAAACGAUUAGCUGUAUUCAAAGCCCGAAGAAACAUUGAGCCUUUCGAACAGCUACGAUACGAUUAUGGCGAUAAAGUUGCUCGAUACAUGUUCAACAUGUGA
Molecule: messenger RNA, 996 nt
Organism: Symsagittifera roscoffensis
Lineage: Eukaryota; Metazoa; Xenacoelomorpha; Acoela; Convolutidae
Product: histone-lysine N-methyltransferase set-1-like
Exons: 4
Coding region: 1-996 (331 amino acids)
Biological process (GO): regulation of transcription by RNA polymerase II; regulation of DNA damage response, signal transduction by p53 class mediator
Cellular component (GO): polytene chromosome; nucleus
Molecular function (GO): transcription regulator activity; histone H4K20 methyltransferase activity; protein binding
Source: RefSeq, a predicted model, not a curated record